CAUGGCGGUCUAGGCAUUAAGGGAUAGCAAACGGUUCGGUCGUUCAGGCCCCCGGUGGUCAGAGAGGCUCAUCCUUAGAGCACUGGCUGUAUACUACAGCACGGGCUGUACCCUUAGUUCCAGGCCAUCCGGUGGAGGAUGGUUCAUCGUGUUCCCUGGCUGACCUUAGCACCUCCUCUUCCGGUCGAAUGUUUCCGGUGUGAGUCUCCAUGGCCCGGUUGCUGCUAUCGUUGGUCGCGCUGCUCCUGUGCGGCGCUGUACAGCCGCUCUCCUUCCCGCUCCAGCCGAACAGUCGAAAAUGUCUGCGGGAGGAGAUCCACAAGGACGUGCUGGUCACCGGGGAGUACGAGGUGUCCGAGCAGCACAGCCAGGGCCAGGUCCGCCUUAAGAUCACAGACUCGGCGAAUCACAUCCUCUACUCCAAAGAUGACGCCAUCAAGGGCAAGUUUGCGUUCACCACCGAGGAGUAUGACAUGUUUGAAGUAUGCUUCGAGAGCAAGUUCCCCGCAGGCGCCGGCCGCGUCCCGGACCAGAUGGUCAAUCUAAUCAUGAAACACGGAGUGGAGGCCAAAAACUACGAAGAGAUAGCAAAAGUGGAGAAGCUGAAGCCCCUGGAAGUGGAGCUCCGGCGUCUCGAGGACCUGUCCGAGUUUAUUGUUAAUGACUUCGCCUACAUGAAGAAGCGCGAAGAGGAGAUGAGAGACACCAAUGAAUCCACCAACGUGAGGGUCCUGUACUUCAGCGUCUUCUCCAUGUGCUGUCUCAUGGGUCUGGCCACCUGGCAGGUCUUCUAUCUGCGGCGCUUCUUCAAAGCCAAGAAACUCAUCGAGUGAUGAAGCCCCGGCGGUCUCUUCCUCCUGAGGGAAGCGCUUUGCGGACGUUCUUCCAGCCCCUGCUCUGUAUAUAAAUGCCCGGCACCACCUGGUAUUACCCCUCCGACGUCCCUCUGUCUAUCCUGGGAUUAGCACAGUUGCCCCCUUGUUACCCUCUGCUGGGGUGAUUAUUCUGCUGUAAAUUUUGGAUAUUUUGACAUUAAAAUGGGGAGAAUCUCCGUGGGGAUUUCUGGA
Messenger RNA from Spea bombifrons (plains spadefoot toad), 1067 nucleotides. It is a transcript of the gene TMED10, whose product is annotated as transmembrane p24 trafficking protein 10. The record is from RefSeq and is a predicted model, not a curated record. The coding region runs from base 210 to 833 and encodes 207 amino acids. Gene Ontology annotation, cellular component: endoplasmic reticulum; Golgi apparatus; endoplasmic reticulum-Golgi intermediate compartment. Gene Ontology annotation, biological process: endoplasmic reticulum to Golgi vesicle-mediated transport; intracellular protein transport; Golgi organization. NCBI's taxonomy places the organism in Eukaryota, Metazoa, Chordata, Amphibia, Anura, Pelobatidae. The transcript is spliced from 5 exons.